GCCGCGAUAAAUGCGCCGCCCGCCGCUGCUCCGCCGGAGCCGUCCUUCGCGGAGGAGCCGUCUUCUUGGGUCUUGCAGCAGCCAUGGUGCUGAGCCCCGUCAUCGGGAAGCUGGUCAACAAGAGGGUGGUGCUGGCCAGUGGCUCUCCACGCAGGCAGGAGAUUCUCACCAACGUGGGUCUCCGAUUUGAAGUUGUUCCCUCCUGGUUCAAAGAGACCCUUGAGAAGUCGUCUUUUGCAGCUCCUUAUGAAUAUGCUGUAGAAACUGCAAAACAAAAGGCACUUGAAGUGGCAAAAAGAAUGCAUAUAAAACAUCUUAAAACGCCAGAUGUUGUUAUAGGAGCUGACACUAUAGUGACAAUAGACAAACAAAUUUUGGAGAAACCAGUGGACAAACAAGAUGCCUAUAAGAUGCUUUCAAGGUUGAAUGGCAAGGAGCACAGUGUUUUCACUGGAGUCGCAAUCAUCCACUGCAGCAGUAAUGGUGUAUUUUGGUGCUACCUUCAAGACUUUAAGAAAAGUCCUUCCUUUAAACAGAGACAGAACACUCUUGACUUGGAAGAUAAUCAACUGGAGACCGAUAUAACAGAUUUCUAUGAAGAAACUAAAGUUAAAUUUUCUGAACUUUCUGAAGAACUCUUAUGGGAAUAUAUUCACAGUGGUGAGCCAAUGGACAAAGCUGGUGGAUAUGGAAUCCAGGCGCUUGGUGGAAUGUUAGUGGAAUAUGUUCAUGGAGAUUUCUUGAAUGUAGUGGGGUUUCCUUUGAAUCAUUUCUGCAAAAAGUUAGCAGAAUUGUAUUACCCACCCCCAAAGCACACCAUUCAUCAUCUAAAGUAUGAUUCAAUUCCUUCAGUAGAGACCUUUGAGAUCCUAAGUGAUGGAGAAGGUGACUCUUCAGAGAAUGUGCAGUUGGAAGUUGCUAAAAAGCUAAACAGUGAUGGAGUUAUCAGUAGCCUGGGAAAGCGCAUAGAUAGCAAUCACAACCACAGGGUAUCUGUGGAAGGUCAGAAUGUAGCAGCAGAAAAUGCAGCACAUGUUCCACCUACCCUUGUGCACCUUCUGGAUGGUUUCAAAGCAUCAAAGGCUAUGUUUGUGGCCUGUAAGCUGAAGGUAUUCGAUCUUCUCAAAGAUAAAGGCACCAUGACCACAGCUGAUGCUGCAAAUCAACUUAAUACCUCUGUGUGUGGUACAGAACGAUUACUUGAUGCCUGCACUUCUCUUGGCCUCUUGGAAAAGAGCCAUCAAGGUUACAGCAAUGCAGAGCUGACAAAUUUGUAUCUAGUAUCAAACAGUGAAUAUUCACUUCAUGACUACAUUCUUCACUGUAAUGAGCACAUGUGGCCCUUGUAUACACAUUUGGAGGCGGCAGUCAAGGAUGGAACCUCACAAAACCAUUGUGCAUCUGUGAAGAAAGUGGGCAACCUGUUUCAGGAUUUUUAUUGCCAAACUCCAGAAGUGAAGCAGCGUGUUAUGAGUGCUAUGCAUUGCAUUUCCAAACUGACAGCAAAAGAUAUAGGCACAGCUUUUGAUCUUUCACAGUUCAGAGCUGUAUGUGAUUUAGGAGGUUGCACAGGAACUUUAGCCUGUGAGCUAGUUCACAUCUACCCAGAAAUGAGAGUCACUGUACUUGAUCUUCCGGAUGUCAUCACAAGUGUGUCCAACUUUCAGCCUUCAAGACAACAUGGUACUCAAGUAUCCUUCAUAUCAGGUGAUUUUUUCAAAGAUAAUCUUCCUGAAGCUGAUCUUUAUAUUCUUUCAAGAGUUGUACAUCACUGUUCUGAGGAAAAGCUACAUACACUGUUAAGCAAAAUAUUCACUAUUUGCAAGCCAGGAGGUGCUUUGCUAAUAGCAGAAACUGUGCUGGAUGAGAAGCGAACAAACCCUGCUAGAGCUGUUUUACAGUCCCUCAGUAUGACAGAAGGCAAGCAAAGAAGUAGUUUGGAGUACCAGCAGUUAUUGGAGAAACAUGGGUUCAUCAAUGUGCAGAUUAAAAUAACAGGAAACCUAUUAGAUGUAAUUUUGUGUUUUAAGGGAACGGACUUCUCUGUAUGAGGUGCUUAAUCCAGUGCUUCACUAAAGCUUCUUUCUCCGUCUGUUUUCUUUUGUGGGAAUAAGAGUACAUCCUUUACUAGUGGGUUUUUAACAUUUUUUAAAAAUCUGCUUUUCUAUAUGUUGUUGCACAGCUUUAGGCAGCACUGCAUUAUAGUGCAAUUACCAAAAUAAAUGGGCUUGUUUUAGCAUGGUUGUGAAAA
This is a messenger RNA of Varanus komodoensis (Komodo dragon), 2251 nucleotides long. RefSeq names its product acetylserotonin O-methyltransferase like (gene ASMTL). NCBI's taxonomy places the organism in Eukaryota, Metazoa, Chordata, Lepidosauria, Squamata, Varanidae. Gene Ontology annotation, molecular function: nucleoside triphosphate diphosphatase activity; O-methyltransferase activity. Bases 84 to 2051 code for a protein of 655 amino acids. The transcript has 14 exons. The record is from RefSeq and is a predicted model, not a curated record.